CUUAGGCCAAAACAUAACAAGGGGUCCCGGCGGGGCUCAAACCUAGCGGGAAAUUUGCCCCAGAGCAAGGUAGAGAGACAGCACUUGCACUCCUCUAAGGAAGAAGGGGGUGAGGAGAGACAGAACCAAUGAUAGUAUAAUAAGCGUUCUGGAGAAACUUAGACUCCACCCCUAAUGAAGAAGGGGAAAAAGAAGCGGAACCUAGAGGCUAUGGCUCACCCCACCCCACCCUGGCUCGGGUUCUAGCCAGCCAAGACCUCCGGGCCAGGGGCAGUGGCCCAUCAGAAUCCCUUGUGUCCUGAGAACAGGCACAGAAUGGCCUCAGAGCAGCAGCCUACCUCAACGCUUCUUCCUAGAGAGAAGGAAAGAGAAGUCCUAGGAAAGGGGAACAAAUCUGAAGAGAAGGGACUAAUCCAACAGGGCCCAUAAUCCCAGCAGCGGCGCAGACCGACCGAUUCAAAGUGCACUUGGACCGCUUCUCUAGAGUUGAGCAGGGAACAUGGCGGCUCCCGAGGACGCCUCCGAGGAAGACGGAGUAGAGACCCAGGCGGGCGGGGGGACCUUGCCGCCGCUGAAUGUCUCCAUGGAGGUUCCCGCCGAAGUCGGGGUGGCCAGCGAGGCCUCCGCCAAGGUUGAUGGUUUGGCCCAGGUCGAUGGCACCGCCAAGGUUCCCGCCGAGGUCGGGGUCGCCGCCGAGGUCGAUGUCGCCACCAAGGCUCCCACUGAGGUCGGGGUCGCCGCCAAGGUCCCCCACAGGGUCAAUUUCGCCCUCGAUGUCUCCACCGAGGCCAGUGUAGCCAUCGAGGUCCCCGUCAAGGUCGAUAGCGCCGCCGAGGUCCCCCCCGUAUUCGGGGUGGCCACCGAAGUCCCCUCGGAGGUCCGGGUCGCCACCGAGGUCCUAGCCGAGGGCGACGUCGCCGCCGAGGUCGGGGUCGCGCCGGAGGUCGCGGCCGAGGUCGGGGUCACCGCCGAGGUCGCAUUUCCCGCGGAAGAAGAUGACUCCUUCGCAAACCAGUUGACCCCCUACCACACCCACUGGGUGGGACACUCCAAAAACCUCGUGGAACUCGCACAGCAGGUGCAGAAGGCUGAUGAAUUCAUCGAAGCAAAUGCGACCAACAAGCUGAUAGUUAUAGCUCAGCAAAUCAGUCAUUUGCAAACACAGGCCAGUAAGAUAUUGGAAGAGGCCCAAAGGGAUGCUGAACUGCACCAUGCCGCUUGCAAUAUGGUGAAAAAACCUGGAAAUAUUUACUACCUCUAUAAACGGGACAACGGGCAGAAAUACUUUUCCAUUAUUUCACCAAAGGAAUGGGGGCCAAGCUGUCCGCAUGAUUUUCUUGGCGCCUACAAGCUUCAGCAUGAUCUCUCCUGGACUCCGUUUGACAGCAUCGAGAAACAAGAGGCUGAAAUCGGCAUCAUGGACAAGUUUUUGAGCCAGCAGAUGGCCCUGCCCCAGUGUACCGAGCCCAAUUUCCAGGGCCUCACCUAGUGACCGUGGACAGUGCCAAAUAGGAUGUGGGCCUGGCUAUUCGGGUCUCCUUAGCUUCCCUAUGUCCUACUUACUAGGAGUUAUGAGAAGUGAGAUGUGAUGUACACAUGAGUACCUUGGAUGGAGAUCCCCCUGUGUGAAUUGAAGUAUAUUUAUCAACUCCAUUUCGGGCUGCACACUCCCUGCUUCAGAGAAUCCCCAACUAAACACACGUGGACCAGUAACCAUUAUUACACAUCCCAACUCACCCAAACAGACAGAAUCCAUCACUGUAGCUGAACUUUAUAGGAACUUCGUAGUACAGAGAAGAAAUGUCACUUCUUUAAAAA
This is a messenger RNA of Antechinus flavipes (yellow-footed antechinus), 1818 nucleotides long. RefSeq lists its product as uncharacterized. The record is from RefSeq and is a predicted model, not a curated record. The coding region runs from base 500 to 1489 and encodes 329 amino acids. Lineage: Eukaryota; Metazoa; Chordata; Mammalia; Dasyuromorphia; Dasyuridae. The transcript has a single exon.